Molecule: messenger RNA, 6620 nt
Organism: Pleuronectes platessa (European plaice)
Lineage: Eukaryota; Metazoa; Chordata; Actinopteri; Pleuronectiformes; Pleuronectidae
Gene: nfatc3a
Product: nuclear factor of activated T cells 3a
Exons: 10
Coding region: 509-3787 (1092 amino acids)
Biological process (GO): regulation of transcription by RNA polymerase II; calcineurin-NFAT signaling cascade; cytokine production
Cellular component (GO): transcription regulator complex
Molecular function (GO): RNA polymerase II cis-regulatory region sequence-specific DNA binding; DNA-binding transcription factor activity, RNA polymerase II-specific; transcription factor binding
Source: RefSeq, a predicted model, not a curated record
UUAGUAAAAGUUGGGAUAGCAGCUCCCGAGAGAGAGAGAGAGAGUGAGAGAGAGAGAGAGAGAGAGAGAGAGAGAGAGGGGUGGAGAGAGAGUGAGAGAUAGAGAGAUAACGGGAUAACUGCAGGGAGAAUUCACUGGAUUUUGAUAUCGCUUGAUAAACUGCUGCACCGACACACAACCCUUCAUGUUGUGGAGCAGCGAGAGAGACGGACACAGCCACAGCCAGUUUGACCGAAGUUGAAGGCAGCGUCUCGGCUGGGGAAGCUGCCGGAGGAAGCGGAGGCAGCCAGCUGGGUUCUCUGGGUUUAGUUGAGCGCACAGGCGGGAAAUAAAAAAAGAAAGAAAAGAAGAACGAAUAUAAAACACGGGCUCGUCAACAGUUACGAAGUGACAUGAGCAAGAGCUGAAGUCAGUCGGUAGAUGUGGUGAGGUCCUCGGAGAGCGAACACUGCUCCAGCGGUCGACGGUCGAGUGGCGGGGGGGUGAAAACCCCGAGCUGUCAAACCCAAUGACCACCGCGAACUGCCCCGGGACCGAGGAGCUGGACUUCCGACUGAUCUUCGGGGAGGACGGGCAGCAGCAGCCGCUAGGCCCCGCAGAUCUCGAGCCUGAUGACAACACAUCAUUCUACAUCUUAAAUGUGGGCCAGCCCCAGGCUAUGGUCACUAACCACCAGUCUAUUGGCCUGCCUCGUCAUGGUAUGCAGUCUCACUCCCAGGUCAUCAACACUUCCCCACGCCUUCAGUCACACAAAUCAGGAUUGGAUCAUUCAGGCUACCAGGGACAAGACUCCAAAUAUGGCUCCUCCCCUCUUCUGCCCUCUGCUCCUAUGGAGGCACCAAAGGCCUUUGAAUGUCCCAGUAUCCAAAUCACCUCCAUCUCCCCUAGCUGCCAGCAGGAGAUAGGUCCCAAUGGAGAGGAUCUGAGGGCCAAUGGCCCAGAUGGGGACUAUCACGGGGACAGACCUCUAUCCAGAGACCACCUGUAUUUGCGGCUGGACCAGUCAUACCGGGACUCCUCACUCAGUCCUAGCCCAUGCAGCAGUCUCUCUUCUAGGAGCUGGUUCUCUGAUGCCUCCUCAUGUGAAUCAUUCUCACACGUCUAUGAUGAUGUUGACUCAGAGCUAAAUGAAGCAGCUGCCCGGUUUACCCUGGGCUCCCCACUUACUUCCCCAGGCUGUGCCUCCCCUCAAACCGGCGGUGGAGUUCUGGAGGAGCAGCCCCAUUGGCAGCACCAGCACCCUGCCUUUGUGCACCACUCCCACUCCAUCAGCCUGUCACCGCGACAGUCACCCUGCCACUCGCCACGCACCAGUGUCACUGAUGAAAAUUGGCUCAGCCCGCGGCCACCUUCCAGGCCAUCUUCCCGUCCCACCUCACCCUGUGGGAAGAGGCGUCACUCUAGUGCAGACAUCUGCUAUCCAGUCUCAUUGUCUCCACAUCACUCACCCACACCCACGCCAGGACCUUCACCCAGGGGCAGCGUUACAGAAGACACCUGGGUUGGCAGUCCUUCUCUGGGCAUGUCGCCCUUCCAGUGCUGCCCAUCAGAGGCAGACAUCCCAUCUAAGACAAGGAAGACCUCACAGGAUAGAACAACUAUGCAGUCUGGGAAAGGGGAGCUGGGGCUAGAUGACCAAGGAAAUAUGUCGCCUAAUCUAGACUCUCCCUCAGACGAGGCCUUGCACAGCCUGAAGAAAGACGGGCCUGGGGAACAAUUCCUCUCAGUGCCCUCCCACUUCUCAUGGAAUAAACCCAAGCCUGGUCACACACCUAUAUUCAGGACCUCCUCCCUGCCUCCCUUAGAUUGGCCAUUGCCAAGCCAGUUUGGCCAAUAUGACCUGAAGAUCGAGGUACAACCCAAAGCCCACCACCGAGCUCACUAUGAGACCGAGGGCAGCCGAGGAGCCGUCAAAGCAGCGUCUGGUGGCCACCCUGUCGUCAAGCUCAUUGGCUACAGCGAGAAGCCCGUCAACCUGCAGAUGUUCAUAGGGACGGCGGAUGACCGAUACUUGAGGCCGCACGCCUUCUACCAGGUGCACCGAAUCACCGGGAAAACUGUAGCCACAGCCAGCCAAGAAAUCAUAGUCACCAGCACCAAGGUUCUCGAAAUUCCUCUGCUGCCCGAGAACAACAUGUCAGCCUGCAUCGACUGCGCCGGGAUCCUUAAGCUGCGGAACUCCGACAUCGAGCUGCGGAAGGGAGAGACAGAUAUAGGAAGAAAGAACACACGGGUUCGCGUUGUGUUCAGAGUGCACAUCCCUCAACCUAACGGGAAGGUGCUGUCGCUGCAGGCUUCCUCCAUUCCUGUGGAGUGCUCCCAGCGCUCAGCUCAGGAGCUACCGCAGGUUGAGAAAUCCAGCCUGACCAGUUGUGUAGUCAGCGGUGGAGAAGAGCUGGUCAUCACAGGCUCCAACUUCUUCCCAGAGUCCAAGGUCAUCUUCCUGGAGAAAGGCCCUGAUGGACGACCACAAUGGGAAGUUGAGGCAAAAAUAAAACGUGAGAAAACUCAAGGAUCAUGCAUUGUGGUGGAGGUUCCUCCCUACCACAGUAAGACUGUGGGCUCAGCAGUGCAGGUGCAGUUUUAUGUCUGCAAUGGCAAGCGGAAAAGGAGCCAAUCACAACGCUUCACUUACCUUUCAGUCAUGGUGAAACAGGAGCACAGGGAUGAGCUGGACCAUCCUGCAAUACCCCCUAUGUCCAUGCCCCUGGCACAUGCUGCCAGUCUGGUGCGCACCCAGCUGCCUUCUCCUGAGCAGGGCCACCAAACAGAUAACCUUCUGUCCAGCUCCCCUCAUGGCCUGGCUGCAGGCUCUGGAGCUGGCCUGCUACCCCUGCAGGCCCCUUGCCCCUCCCUGGGCUCCCCAUCUUUCCAGCAGCUGCCUCACCUCCAGAGUCGCAGUUUGCACCACCCCCCUGCGGAUUGCCACAUGACGUUCCACCCGAGCUCUGCUCCGGCUCCUCUUCCUGCUCCUCCCCGUCCCUCCUACCAGUCUAUGCAGCACAGCCACGGUCAUAGCCUACCUUUCAAUGGCCAGUCCAGCCUUCCUCCUCAGGGCUACGAGAGGAUGCCCUUUCAGCAGAGCCCCACUGCAGCAUCACACCCAAUGGGUUUGGGGAUGGUGUACCCCUCUUCCCCUUGCUCCUCACCAUCAGCUCCCUCCUCUUCAAGCAUUGCUGGGUCUCCGCAGAGUCAGCAAUCUCUGCUUUCGCCCUCAUCUCCACAUCUCCACACACUUGCAGGCUAUCACUGCUCUCCAAAUCCAACCCAGGUCUCUUCUCCCAAUUGUCACCCCCUUGUAGGGCAGCACUCCUCCCAGCUGCAGAGGGCCCUGGGCUACCACCCGGUAGGUCAAAGGUCAGCCUCUUGCCCCACACCAUCCAGCGCACCUCCGCCAAGGAUGAUCCCCUCUCCGCACUCCGGGCCUUCCUCCCCUCAGCUCCACUCGUUGCCCUACCAGUCUCCCACCUCCUCCUCCCCUACUUCAGGUGGCAGUCCUUUGGGGCCUCUUCAACAGCAGCCCUCUCCGCAGGCUACAAGUCCAGUCAUGGCCAGCCUGUCCCCUGCAGCAGUGGGCCCUCUGGUUCACCCUCUGAGCCCUCAGGGUCAGUUCCCAUCAGACAGCGAGAGUCUGAACAUCAAGGAGGAACCAGAGGAGAGGGAGCCCACCUUCCGCUCUAUCGGCCUGCAGGACAUCACGCUGGAUGAUGUAAAUGAAAUCAUCGGCAGAGACAUGUCCCAGUCCCCCAGCGCUCAUGGUCCUCCAUCAGCACACAACCAGUCAUAGCUCAGCCCCUCUCCCUGAGAACCCCCCCCCCCCCCCUUACUCCAACACUUCUAUAAGCCGAGGUCCUGAUCUUGUGAUCGACGGGACAGGAUAGGGGGAGGAGCCGAGGCUGUGCUGGGUGACUCUGUCUAAAGCCUCCUGGGCCCUGUGAGCUCCACCAGCCGGACAGGAAGAGCCUGUCUCAUCUGAUACUGAACAGUUUGUCCUUUUUAAAGAACCAGAGAAAUCUCACAACCUGGAUCAAGAAGAAGAUGAACAGGAGAAAACAGCCACAUCGAUUUUUAAACUGAGGGUGAAACGGUUGGAGAAUAACGAGGAGCAGCUCCUCUGUCAGUCCUCAGGUGUCAAGAUGGCGCCGACCCUCCCUCGUCAUCGGGGGUGCGCCUGAUCCUGCAAAGCACUGCCGUCCCCUCGACCAAUCAGCUCCAUGUCAGGAGUCAAGUUCCUGCAGCGGAGACAUCAGAGCGUCUCGCUGCCACUCUCACCAGCAUCGACCAUCGAGCACGACGUCACCGCUGCCACUCGGACGUUUCUUCAGGUUUUUUUACAAACAGCCGUGUACGGAGCACAACAUGAGGGGAUCCCACUUGGAGACUUUAGACCUGGAAACUUUAUAUUCGACGUGAAAUUUGAUCAUUGAAAUUUCUAAUCAAACCAAACUGUCAGAUUCAGAAAAAAAACUCCACUCUUCUUUUCUCCUUUUUGAAAUUAUAAAACGAUGAAUGCCCUGGCAGAGAGAAACCAGCUCCCCUGGUGCUGGUUUUGGGAUCUGCAACAUUCCACAACUUUUAGCAACCUUUGCAACCGUGUAGAUAUCUGUACAUGACCCCCCCCCCCCCCCCCCCCCGUCUCUUCUCUACGUCCUCCCUCUCCUCCUGAUCCUCAUCGUCACGUUGAACAAAUGCCUUAUUAACAUUUUUAGCAGCUUUGAAUGGUAGCAAAAGCUUUUUUCUGUUCGUUGUUUUGCACAGCUGGCUUUGAGUUUGACUUUGAGAUUACUCCAUAUACAGAUGGUACGACGAUAUUCACGAAUCCCGACGAGGGGAUUCAGGACGGAGUGAACACUCCUGUUUUUCGUUGAAAGAUAUUUUGAAGAUGCCCGUUUGAUCCAUGUUACAGAGAAGUGUUUUUCUUUUCAUCCACAGAGACGGACCAUCUUGGCCUCUGACAUUUCUAUUUUAUGCAAUAACCCCCCCCCCGACAUCUCCUAGGGACCUCGUGUGCCUUCUAUUAAAUAACAGGCACCAGAGCUGUGACCGGACGACAGCUGAGGUGACAAACUGUAGGAUGGGUAAAGUUUUGAAAGUAUUUUAUACAUAGUUAUGCCUAUAUAUUGCAUUUAAGUGUUGAAUCUGCCCUUUUUUCGACUCCCUUUUCUGUAAUGAACAAGGUACAAAUCCCAAAAGUCCAGAGAGCAACAUCUGGAUGUGAGGGGGUCUUCUACAUCCCCCCCCCCCGGUUUCAAACAAACAAUAUUUGCUGUUGAUAAUCAUAGUCUCGUCCGGAACAGUUCUUUACACAUAUGCAGUGCCUGUGUGGCAGCAAUAACACAAUGUUGAUUUGGUUUUUAAAAGGUAUUUUCAUACACCUGAUGAGUGUGAGCGGACGGGUUCUGAUUAGUUUUCCAUUGGCUUCUUUAUUCUUUUGUUUUUUUUUGCCUUAAGCUUGACAAUGACGCUCCUGCCUGCGAGAGCCGAGGAGCGUCGCACACGACAGUUUGAAGUCCUUUUCCAGGUGAAAAUGAUUCUGCUAUGCAUUAAACGUUCUGCCUGAUGCCUUUAAAAUAAAAAAACACGACAAAAAAAGACCUUGAUGCCUCUAGAAGUGUAGACAACUGUUGACCCGUUUUAGAUGCUGGGUUGAUUCUGUUGUUAGCGUCCUGCAUUCGUCCAAUCAGCUUCGUCGAGGACACAGCGCGAGCAUCUUUAAAAGGGUUCGGCUAUGUGUGUGUGUUUGUGUGUGUGUGUUUGUGUGUGGAUGGUCGGUGUUUCUACCAAAUAUGCUGUACAGAAGACAGGGAUUUAAAGAGUCCUAUUUUAACAACAGAAGCACACGUGUGUAUUUAAUCUAUGCAAACUAUAAGAAGCAAAUGUGAAAUAUGAGAAAUGAGAUUAGACUAUUUGUAAAAUCACGUAAAAAAAAGAGAAAUAAAACAGAUAGUGAGAGCAUCACGUCACUAUGUAAACUGUUAGGAGGCCUUAACUCUGGUGUCUGUGUAUGCUGUUGAGUUGAUUCUGCCCCCCCCCCCCCCUCCCCCAAGACAUAAGUGAAUAAUAAUCUAAUUCAAAUUGGGGGGGAUUUUGAGCGGGAGCAGGAUGAGUUGGAGAAGGGAGAUGGCGUCUUCUUUUCUUCUUGCAUACAAAGCAGGUUGUGCAGCUUCAACGACUUGAGUCAACAAAAAAUACAAAUGAAAAACCAGCAUGGACAGUCACUGUCCGGCUGCGUCCUCCUCUGUCCCAACCAAAGACCGAACAAUAUGUUCCCACUUUACACGAUGGCAUAGCAACAGAGACUGUACUACUCUAUUUUUGAUACUUUCAAAUGGAUGUCAUUCCUAAAAGGUUGAGGUCUGAGUGUUUAGUGUAUAUAUGCAUUCUAUAUAUACACCAGACACUCACACAUACAUAUAAGAAAUUGUUUUGUAAAAUAAAAGGGAAAUACAGGUUUAGCUGAUGUUUACCGAGCCUUGUAUUGUCAUUUCUUGUAUAUUUUGUAUGUUAAUUUUUUUUUUGUAAUUUUUAAGACUGCAGUGCUUUUUGAAAUUAUUCAAAGGGAAACCUUGCAUCAUAAUGUAGGCUCUAAAGUAGUGUAUAUCAAUAAAACUGAAAACUCA